This is a messenger RNA of Emericellopsis atlantica, 1266 nucleotides long. Its product is annotated as kinase-like domain-containing protein. The record is from RefSeq and is a predicted model, not a curated record. The transcript has a single exon. NCBI's taxonomy places the organism in Eukaryota, Fungi, Ascomycota, Sordariomycetes, Hypocreales, Bionectriaceae. Bases 1 to 1266 code for a protein of 421 amino acids.
AUGGGUGCUUCUGGAUAUGGCGACCCCAAGCAGCCGAAAGCGGAGCGCGUAGCAAUUUCUUUGCUCUCCCGGCACGACCUGCAACCCGUCUCCUUCAGCCCCGAGCACUGGAAGCCCGUGCAAGCGCUAUGGGGCGGCUACGGCCAGGUCAUCGCGUUUAACGCGGAGGCCAGGAGCGCAAAGGGCGCGGCUUAUAUGGACAAGCUAUUGGGCCGAAACGAUGGAGAGCAAGGCUCGAUAUAUCCUCUCGUCAUGAAGAUCGUCACACCACCACCGGGCAGCCAGACAUCACCGAGCGAAGGCGAUUUACGCAAGAUGCUGAGCUAUGAUGUCGAACAAUACUUCUACGAGGAGCUCGCAACUACGCUCCCCAGCGACAUACCCGUCGCCAAGUGCGUAGCUUCUUCAAGGACUGUAUACGAUCAGGCAGAGGGGUCGGCACCCGAGUCGCAAUGCACAGCCAUGAUCUUGACAGACUUGAGCAUCGAUUUCCCUGUCGACUUCAGCAAGAGGCAGAUGCUGCGACCGGAUGUGGCGUAUUCAGCUCUCACGUGGUUGGGCCUAUUUCACGCAAAAUCAUGGGACUGGCUUCCUUUCAAUCCCGAGGACGUUGUGCUCCCGCCCUUGGUAGAGGCACAGGAAAGGAAGGGACGCAAAAGAGGCAGAUCGGUGUGGCGCAACGGGGGGUACACAUAUCUGGAAACACGACGAUCCGAGUUUCAGGACCUACAGGAAGACGAGUCGUCGGAAUGGUCAGCCGCACUCUGUCGGCCACACGGGAAACACCAAACACCAGCAGCGGUCCUGGCAGCGUCCUUCCUGAGCUCCAGAGGUCGGGCCUUUGAGACGUACAUCCACGGCGACGUCAAGUCAGAAAACAUGUUCGCGUCGAGGGAUGGGGACCAAGUGGCGUUCUACGACUUUCAGUAUGUCGGCAUCGGGCUAGGCGUGAGCGACCUCGCGAAGCUGUUCACAUGUUCCAUUCCGCAGAACAUGCUCGUCGAGGGCAGCGUACCGCACAGGCUCGAGAUGCAGCCCAAAGAGAGGGCACUGCUUGAGCGCUACCGUGAGGUCCUGCUCACAUCUGAGAAGGCGCCGGAAUAUGAAUGGCACGAGUUUUGCAGACACUGGGAGACAGCACUGGUGGACUGGUGCCGUUUCCAAGCGUCGUGGGGCUUAUGGGGCAAUACCGAGUGGCUCGAGGCGCGUGUACGCUCGAUAUUGUUGGAUCAAGAGUGGUGGAAUUGGGUCGAGCGUGCAGCGUAG